AUGAGGCUGGAGGGCUCGAUGCCGAGCAACAACUACAUGAACCCUGGCAAGGCCAACCCAGAGGGCACUGCGGCCAUGCAGCUGGCCAUGGCGAAGAUGCAGGCCGACUUGGCCAAGGACUCGGGCGAGAAGGGGUUCCGGAAGUUCAGCGACGGACCAAACGACCCGCGGGUCGCCCCGGUCGGCACUUCGCUCUGGCGGCCGGAGGCAUUGCGCCUCUCGGGCGAGGGUGCGGGCGGCGGCAAGGCGGAGGAGGGCCCAACGCCGCCGGAGGUGCGCACGGUCAAGAUAGACAAUGUGCAGUCCAAGGACUCCAUCGAGAAUGACGUGCUCAAGGUGAUGAAUUUCAAGUUUGGCACCGUGGCCAGCUUCACUGUCGGAGACAACGACGACGGCUCCGUCCACGUGCUGGUAGAGUUCGAAAGCGUCGAGGCCUCUCAGAAGGCGUUGACCAAGCAGGUGAUGAAGUUCAACGGCCAGACGUGGCCGAUAUCCUCGCCGUCAGGGGAGGUGGUCAAGCCGCAGGGCUUCUCCGCCCCUGAGGCGCCGAAGGCGCCGCGCAUGGCCAACCCGACGGGCGGCGCUGGCGACGCUGACGACGCCCUGAAGUUUGCCCUGCACGGCCGAGGCGGCGAAGCGGCGGCGGGGGGCGACACCGCUGGAGCCACACAGGGGAGGAGUCCGAGCCGGAGCCGCUCCCGGAAGAAGAAGAAAGACAAGGACAAGGAGAAGGCCAAGGACAAGGACAGGGACCGACGCAGGCGGCGCGGCGACGACGACGAGGACCAGGACCGCGGCCGCCGGCGCAGAGGUGACGACCAGUGUAACGAGGCGGUGGAAGGCGAGAACUGA
Messenger RNA from Prorocentrum cordatum, 852 nucleotides. Lineage: Eukaryota; Dinophyceae; Prorocentrales; Prorocentraceae. The record is from the annotation of a GenBank genome assembly.